ACCUCAUGGCGGCGCCGCUCCCCAAGUGCCUCACUUUCUGGCAGCUCAUCCCGCUAGGAGUGGGGUCCACCAUAGGGGCGGGGGUCUACGUGCUCAUAGGCACAGUGGCCCGAGAGAAGGCAGGGCCAGCGCUGCCGCUCUCCUUCCUCAUUGCAGGGGUAGCGGCGGGUCUCGCCGCUCUCUGCUACGCCGAGCUGGCCAGCCGCUGCCCGUCCGCUGGGAGUGCGUAUCACUACGCGUACACGACUGUGGGGGAAGUGGUGGCGUGGCUGAUUGGCUGGGCGCUGAUUCUGGAGUAUUCUGUCGGUGGAGCGGCGGUGGCCCGUGGCAUCUCACCCAACCUGGCAACGGCGCUCGGAGGGGCGGACAACGUGCCCUUCAUCCUUGCUCGACUGCCCAUCCCAGGCACCACCAUGGUCCUGGAUCCUUGCGCUGCCCUCAUGGUGGCGCUGGUCACUGCGCUGCUGUCUGCUGGCAUUAAGGAGAGUGCCAAUUUCCAGCUGGGGAUGACUGUAGCGAACGUGAUAAUACUGGUGUUUGUGGCGGUGGCGGGGGCAUGGAUAGGAUUUACCCACGGGUGGCCAGGGUACAAGGACUCACCAAGCUACCUGCCGUUUGGCGUGUCUGGGUUGCUGGGAGGAGCUGCCAUGGCUUUCUUCUCUUAUAUCGGAUUUGACACUGUAGCGAGUACAGCUGAGGAGGUGAAGCACCCUCAGCGCGACCUGCCUCUAGGGAUCGGGCUGUCGCUGACAUGCUGUGGCGCGCUGUACAUGGUACUGGCGGCGGUGCUGGUGGGGUUGACUCCGUUUGACCGCAUUGACCCCGACACCCCCAUGGCGCAGGCGUUCCACACGUACCACCUGCACUGGGCCAAGUACCUUGUCACGGGGGGGGCACUGGCAGCUCUGUCCACCACACUGCUCGGGUCACUGCUGCCUCAGCCGCGCAUUCUCAUGGUGAUGGCCCGGGACGGGCUACUCCCGGGGUGGUUUGGCCGCAUCGACAAAGGGACGGGGGUGCCGCUGAACGCGACAGCUGUCACGGGGCUAUUGGCUGCUGGCAUGGCGUUCGUGCUGGACAUAGGGCAGCUGUCAGGGAUGGUCAGCCAGGCCUCACUGUAAUCACACCGUGUACAGUCACCGCUACAUCCGCUGCUAUACCUGCUACAGCUGCUACAGCUCCUGCUACAUCCCACAGGCGUCUGGCCUCUCGGGCCAUCGUUGCUGUCUCCCUGGGCGCCCCACUCCUUGCCGCUGCCGCCGCUGCUGCCUCUGCUGGGCUCUCCUCCACACACUGGCUGCCUCUCCUCCUGUUCGCUCUGGGCGGCGCACUGUUUCUCGGUGGGGCGGCAACUCUUGGAUUUAUCAACGAGGACGAAGGAAGGCACCAGUUUGGAUCAGCAGGAGGAUUUCACUGCCCCUUGGUGCCGUGGCUUCCCCUCGCCAGCAUCCUCAUCAACGUGUAUCUCAUGGCGAACCUGGGGGCUUGUGCUUGGCGCUGGGAUCAUGUCCCACUCUUCCCAUGGCUCUUGAGUCGACUCAAAAGCGCCACCACGUGGCUCUACUCCUCCUCAUGGCUCGCCAUAGGCGCCGUCAUCUACCUCGUCUACGGCAUUCACCACAGCGCCCUAGGCCGGGCGCAUGCCCCGGGCCCUCGCGUUCUGGACGCGUCCAAGAGGACUGCCAGCUGGUGGAAUCUGGGCACUCCGUUUGAGGAGUGGGUGGUGAAGCAGACGCACAGACAGACGCAGAGACAGGCAGAUACACAGGCGAGGCAGCUACGGGAGCAAGGCAUUUGAGCGAGCAGACAGGACAGGCAGACAGACGCAGAGACAGGCAGAUACACAGGCGAGGCAGCUAUGGGAGCAAGGCGUGUGAUGUGAUGUGAGCAGGCAGAACUGCUAGCUGGUAGCACCUUGGGAAGCCGUAUGAGGAGUGGGUGGGGAGAGGCAGGCCCACAGACAGACACUGCUGACGCAAGGCCAAGGCGUGUGGUGUAGGCCAGUCGAGCAAACUCGUCUCAAUCAGUAGUUUGGCAUGGCUGCAUUUUUGUAAAUAUUGCUACGCUAUGGCAUGCUUGUACCGCACACAGGA
This is a messenger RNA of Closterium sp. NIES-67, 2093 nucleotides long. The record is from the annotation of a GenBank genome assembly. NCBI's taxonomy places the organism in Eukaryota, Viridiplantae, Streptophyta, Zygnematophyceae, Desmidiales, Closteriaceae.